Lacerta agilis (Sand lizard) is the source of this 1364-nucleotide messenger RNA. It is a transcript of the gene RHOV, whose product is annotated as ras homolog family member V. NCBI's taxonomy places the organism in Eukaryota, Metazoa, Chordata, Lepidosauria, Squamata, Lacertidae. Gene Ontology annotation, biological process: small GTPase-mediated signal transduction. Gene Ontology annotation, molecular function: GTPase activity; GTP binding. The record is from RefSeq and is a predicted model, not a curated record. The coding region runs from base 273 to 974 and encodes 233 amino acids. The transcript is spliced from 3 exons.
GAGUUAAAUGCAAAGUGAAAAGGUGGAGUACGCGGCCCGGAUGCAACUCUCUUUUGCUCCAGAGCCAAGACACCUGAAGGGAUGCAGUCCCAGAAAAUGAGAUACUACCACUGCGCGUGGGAACAGAGUGACUGACCCACCUUUGGCGCUCACUUCUUCCUGCUUGGCAGUUGCGGUGGUGUUUUUAAGCACAGAAGAACUAAAUAUCCAACCGCAACAUUUUUUGUUUCAAAAGAGGGACGCCAAGUGUCCCCUUUCCCGCUCCUCCAGCGAUGCCCCCACAGGAGCUACUGGAUUACUCGCCCGCCACCUUGAGAAGAUGCAGCACCCCCAGCAGAGGCAGCGGCUCCGAGCUGGGCAUCAAGUGCGUCCUCAUAGGAGAUGGGGCAGUCGGCAAGACCAGCCUCAUUGUCAGCUACACAACCAACGGAUACCCAGACCAGUACCAGCCCACUGCGCUGGACACCUUCUCAGUGCAGGUCCUGGUAGAUGGGGCACCACUUCGUAUCCAACUGUGGGACACUGCAGGACAGGAAGACUUUGAUUGCCUCCGUUCGCUCUGUUACCCUGACACAGAUGUCUUCCUGGUCUGCUUCAGCGUUGUAAACCCCACAUCCUUCCAGAACAUUAUGGAGAAAUGGAUCCCUGAAAUACGGACACACAAUCCCCAGACUCCCGUGGUGCUGGUGGGAACACAGUCAGAUCUGCGGGACGACGUCAAUGUGUUGAUCAAUCUGGACCACUAUCAUGCCGGGCCUGUGCCGAGAACUCAGGCCGAAGGCCUGGCUGAGAAAAUCCGGGCUCAGACUUACAUUGAGUGCUCUGCUCUGACUCAAAAGAACCUGAAGGAGGUUUUUGACACAGCCAUCAUCAGCGCAGUUGAGCACAAGGCCCAACAGGAAAAGAAAAUGACAGCCAAAGGAAUAAAAACCCUCUCCAAGUGCCGGUGGAAGAAGUUCUUCUGUUUUGUCUGAAGCUGGUUUGGGAAUGAAGAGGCCUAGAGGUCGGGAUUGGACUUUGCACUUUCUGCCACAGAGGGCCAAGUGGCCAACUGGAUGAAAAUGUGGCUCCAACAAGGAGAGUGUCGUGAGCCAAGGGGACCUGGAGCCCCCAGGAUUUGCUGGGUUGGGAUAGAACUUUCCUGGAAGACAGGAAGUGGACUUGUGUAGUAGUGCCAGGAUACCAAAUGGCUCAUGCAAUAUUAAUAGAAUUGGGGUGGUUUGAAGCGUCAUGUACUGAGUUCAGUAUUAAAAGAACAGCCAAGCCUGUCAUUUUAGGUACCCAGGCAGCAUGGGCAGUUUCCAGAACCUCCUCACAGCAUCUUAUUUAAAGCCAGGAGAAGCCGAUGCAGUGGGGUGGUGCUC